AUGCUCAGGAAAAUCCUUUUCUCCUUAUCCUGUGUGAUGCUUUCACAACUGAGUGUAUCUGCCAACUACAAAGAAUGCUUCAUGGUAACCGGCGACGAAGAAGUUCUGUCCUACUGUAAAAACGAAUCUGAUUGCUAUUUUAAAAAUGUUGAUGGCUCCGACUACUCAACGAUUAUUUGUGUGUGUAAAAAAUAUACGGAUGAUUAUUUUUUCGCCGGACCGGAUUGUUCAAUAAAAAUUGCUUACCACUACCAAAAGAUGAAAAACAACGAAGUUAUGAACACCAGUUGGAUCGAAGACUUGUUCAACAUCAACUCGUGGAAAAAUGAAGAAAACAGGGUCGGUAAAAUUUGCAUCAACCCUCGCUGCAGGUAG
Plasmodium fragile is the source of this 375-nucleotide messenger RNA. RefSeq lists its product as uncharacterized. The transcript has 4 exons. Lineage: Eukaryota; Apicomplexa; Aconoidasida; Haemosporida; Plasmodiidae. The record is from RefSeq and is a predicted model, not a curated record. The coding region runs from base 1 to 375 and encodes 124 amino acids.